Colias croceus (clouded yellow) is the source of this 776-nucleotide messenger RNA. It is a transcript of the gene Slbp, whose product is annotated as histone RNA hairpin-binding protein. The transcript has 4 exons. Bases 307 to 759 code for a protein of 150 amino acids. Gene Ontology annotation, molecular function: mRNA binding; histone pre-mRNA stem-loop binding. Gene Ontology annotation, cellular component: cytoplasm; histone pre-mRNA 3'end processing complex. The record is from RefSeq and is a predicted model, not a curated record. Gene Ontology annotation, biological process: mRNA transport; mRNA 3'-end processing by stem-loop binding and cleavage. Lineage: Eukaryota; Metazoa; Arthropoda; Insecta; Lepidoptera; Pieridae.
UCUAAAUUGUUAAAUGCGCGCGUACGGCGUAAUCUUAGCGCUUGUUUAUUAAUAAAAUUCUCAACGUUAACACGAUGAAGAAUUAAGUAAAUUCCUAUCACAAGACUCGAAAAACAAACAUUUUCCUUAAUUUUAUAUUAUGUUACUCUGGAAUGGUGUUAUUGAAUAGUUAUCAGCGGUGCCUUAUAGUUGUAUGUACAUAAACAAAUUCUGUAUUUGUUCCUAACCUUGGUUAAUUUUGUGCUUGGUAUCAAGGCAAUCAAAGAUUUCAUUUUAUAGAUCUAUCACUGAUAAAUUUCCUUUACCAUGAGCGAAGUGGGUUUUGAUUGGGUUGAUGAAUGCGACCAAGAAAAGUCUAAUGGUCGCAGAGCUACUAAGGAGAAAAUGAAAUCAGAAAAUGAUAGCAGAGACAAUUCGAAAAAUAGAAAAAGGGCAAAACGCAAUUCAGAACAUGAGACAAGUACUAAGACAAGCAAGCCAAAGAAACCAUUGGAGCUCGAAUUGGACCCUCUAGUUUUACAAAGACGCCAGAAACAAAUUUACUAUGGAAAAAACACAGUUGGAUACCACAAUUACAUCAAACAAGUACCAUUGCCACAAAGGACAAAAGAUGACCCGAAAACACCUGACAAGUUCAUGAAAUACAGCAGGAGAUCAUGGGAUAUGUUAAUUAGAAUCUGGAGGAAAAAAUUACAUGAAUAUGAUGUUGAUAGUGAAAUUAAAAAAGAAAGUGAAGAUUCUAAUGACAGUGAUGAAUGAAAUACAUUAUAAAAUUA